AUGGAUAAGGAUAACAAGCACCACGGCACGAGAACAAUAAGGUUGCCCAGUUGGUGGUUUUCAAGGAAGCAUAAGGCAGCAGAUCCAUUUCAAUUUAGUGUGAUAUCAGAUGGUGGCCAAGAAAAGAAUGAUUACAUGGAUGCAAUCGCUGAUGGAUCGUCUGAGAAGGAUCCAUGCAUUUCGACCAAUGAAUUGAGAGUUUAUGUGGGUACCUGGAAUGUAGCGGGAAGGUCCCCAGUGGGAAGUUUGGCUGUAGAUUUGGAUGAAUGGUUGAAUCUCAAAGAUGCAGCAGAUAUAUAUGUUCUUGGAUUUCAAGAAAUUGUACCUUUAAAGGCGAAAACGGUAAUUGGGGCAGAAGAUCCAACAGAGGCUACCAAUUGGAACCUACUAAUUGGAAAAACUCUUAAUAACGGACGUCCUUGGUUAGCGCCUUCGGUGAAUCCAAUUGCUACUGAGGAUAAUCAUAAAGAAGGAAUUUCUGAUUUUGGAAGACGACCUAGUAUGUACAGAUUAUUAGCUAGCAAGAAGAUGGUGGGUGUCUUUAUAAGCGUAUGGAUGAGAAGGGAAUUGCUGGAAAAAUACAACAUAGCAGGAGUGAAAGUUUGUUCAGUGGCUUGUGGUAUCAUGGGUUAUUUAGGGAACAAAGGAUCAGUUUCUGUCAGUAUGUCAAUUGAAGGAACGAGUUUUUGCUUCAUAGCAGCUCAUUUAGCUUCUGGCGAGAAGAACGGCGAUGAAAGGAGAAGGAAUCACCAGGUGUCGGAGAUUUUCAGGCGCACAUAUUUCCCACGCCUCCUUGAAGAUGGCGAGAAUCUUUUUCCGCUUACCAUCUUAGGGCACGAUCAAAUAUUCUGGUUCGGAGAUCUUAACUACAGAUUAUAUUUAGAAGACAACACGGCAAGGCAUUUCAUUAGACAAAAAGAUUGGACAGCAUUGCAAAAGUUUGAUCAGUUGCAGAGGGAACUAGAUGUUGGUGGCGUAUUCCAGGGUUGGAAAGAGGGAAACAUAGAAUUUGCACCAACAUACAAGUAUUCUUCCUCGAACUGCAAUAGAUAUUCAGGUGGAAUUCCAAGUAGAGCAGGAGAGAAGCAAAGAACUCCUGCGUGGUGUGACAGGAUUCUAUGGUAUGGUAAAGGAGUCACGCAACUUUCCUAUUUCCGCAGUGAAAGUAAAUUCUCUGAUCAUCGGCCUGUCUCAGCCCUUUUCUGUACACGAAUUGAAGUAGAGAAAUCUGGUAAUCUAAGGUUCACUUCAGUUCCGACCACCUUCCUCCCAAAAACUCCUAUCAGAACUCAUGGGCAGGAGAGGACUGCCGAUGAGGUCCCAUCCACAUUGCCAUCACUAAUUGUCACAGAUAUGGAAGUUUCACCAACAUAUAUGCAAGCUUGUAUAUCCAGUAGAUGA
Messenger RNA from Fraxinus pennsylvanica, 1401 nucleotides. The record is from the annotation of a GenBank genome assembly. NCBI's taxonomy places the organism in Eukaryota, Viridiplantae, Streptophyta, Magnoliopsida, Lamiales, Oleaceae.